CGAAACCAUCGAGCCCAAAAAAGUAAACCCAAAAAAAAAAAAACAUUGAACUUUUUCUCUAAAUAUAGCUCUUAAUUUUUUUGGGUUGUUUCUUCUUUUGUUUCUCCUCAGAUUUCUCACCCCAUUUCUUAAAUCUCAUCGCCCUCAUUUCCUUUCUUUAUAAAUAUAUAUAUAUAUAUAUAUAUAUAUAUAAAACCAGUUGUGGGUUUGCUUUAAAGCUUUAAAACACAAUGAAAAUGGCUUCUUCAAUCUCUGUUCCAUGCCCCAAGAUCUCUUAUUUUCUAAAAACAAAGCAACAAAGCCAAACUCAAGGAAUCUCUUUGGCUCUUCCUCAAAGUGCAAAGUCUAGCCCCAAAUCUUGCUUGUCAUUUGGAUCUUCAGUCCGGGUUGCUGCAGGGAAAUCCUCAAAUUCUGUACCAGUAGUUGACACAAAUUCUAUACCAGUAGUUGACACAAAUUCUAAAGCUGCAUUGCCUAGGGAAGAUGAUGAAAAAUACGCAGAUAAUGCUAUUCCAGAUGUUGCAGCAAUCUCAGCAUUCAUGGCGCAAGUAUCAGACCUUGUUAAACUUGUUGAUUCAAGAGAUAUUACGGAACUGCAACUGAAGCAGUCAGAUUGUGAGCUUGUAAUAAGAAAGAAGGAAGCUUUGCAGCUGCCAGAACCAGUGUCUCCCAUUGUCACGCCACAAUACAUGCCUCAUGCAAUGUUUCAAACUCCAGCUCCAGCAGCCCCAGUAGCAGCUCCUGCUCCUGCAAGCCUAGCCCUUCCAGCACCAACACCUUCCUCACCUCCCCCUGCUAAAACAGGCAGUUCAUCUUAUCCUCCCUUCAAAUGCCCCAUGGCUGGAACCUUCUAUAGGAGUCCUGCACCAGGUGAACCACCAUUUGUCAAGGUGGGAGAUAAAGUACAGAAAGGUCAAGUUGUCUGCAUCAUCGAGGCCAUGAAACUGAUGAAUGAAAUUGAAGCCGACCAAUCUGGAACCAUAACCGAGAUUUUGGCCGAGGAUGGAAAACCAGUUAGUGUAGACAUGCCGCUAUUUGUCAUUGUGCCUUGAAUAACCUGGCAUGGCAAAGGAAGUGUGCUUGAAGCUUUAUAACAGACAAUGUUUUGGUAUAAUUUUUGGUUUACUCUCUAAUUUUGAAACUAAUAAUGGUUCUCUUGGUUCUUCUGAGAAUUAUAUGUAAGUGUUUAUGUUUGAUACUUAGAACAAGGCAGAAGAUUUUUUAUUGGGAAUUCAACAGUUUGUGCUUAGUUUUGGACGUUUAGCAAAUAUAAUUUAUUUCCCUUUUUUCUUUCUAAACAUAAUUUUUUUUCUUUUAUUCCAACUAUUUGCUUCCCUAAAAUUAGAAGGGGUUAAUAUGUAAUUUGAUCUCAAA
Messenger RNA from Durio zibethinus, 1374 nucleotides. Its product is annotated as biotin carboxyl carrier protein of acetyl-CoA carboxylase 1, chloroplastic-like. The record is from RefSeq and is a predicted model, not a curated record. Lineage: Eukaryota; Viridiplantae; Streptophyta; Magnoliopsida; Malvales; Malvaceae. Gene Ontology annotation, biological process: fatty acid biosynthetic process. Gene Ontology annotation, molecular function: acetyl-CoA carboxylase activity. Gene Ontology annotation, cellular component: acetyl-CoA carboxylase complex; chloroplast.